AUAGUCGAGCACUUCCUGUGUGGAGUAACAUGUUAUGAAAGCGUGGCGCGUAGGGAAGAGAGCGGCUGUGAAUGAGACUGGACACAAUAUUAAAGACUGGACGAGGCUGCAGGCAUGACCAGAGGUUCAGAAGGAGAAGCAACUCCACGCAAGCGUAAGGGGACUGUCCCGGCACGGUCUUUAUCGCCUCUGCUUUUUGUGGACAGUACUGGGGAGGACACAGAGUCCUCUGCAGCAGCGCAGGAGCACAAGAAAAAGAAGAAAGUGAAGGAAAAGCGAGCAGAGCAUGAACAGCUGAAAGAAGCGGGAGAGAGAGACGGUGGGCACAAGAAAAAGAAAGUCAAACACUCAGGUGGAGAUGAAAAUCUGGAAGCAGAAACGACUGAAGAGGUGGAAAUGCCCAUGAAGAAGAAGAAAAAGCACAAGAGAGAUGAAAUGAAGCAGGAAGGUGAGAGCAACGGUGACGUCAACCCUUCUGGUCAACCGAAGGACGAGGAAAGCUGUUUGGAAGCCGUUGGGUCUGAAAGAAAGAAGGUGAAGGUUGAGAUAAAGGCCAGCUACCCCGUUACGCCUUGGACUGCAGAGGAAAAGAAGAAAAAGAAGAGGAAGCAGAGGGAAGCAGGGCUGGAAGAGACUGGGCAGGGGGCAUGUGAUCAGAGCAGCGGAGAUUUAUCUGCGAAAAAGAAGAAAAAGCAGAAAGCGACAAACAGCAUCCAGGUGCUGCUGUCGGACAUAGACGAACCAGUCGAGGCGAGUUCCUCCAAAGACCCUGGACGCCAAGUGGACCCGACACGAAGCAGCUCCAAAAUGAAAAAGAGGAGGUCGGACGUUGACGAGCCAGCAGAGCGGAGUGGAGUCGACCCGGGCCAGUCUCCAGGGGGCUCCGGAAAGGAAAAGAAGCGGAAGAUGGUGAACGAGAGCCAGCUGCUUGAAACUACCGAGAUUGAGAACCAGAGCCAGGAGCCGCAGCUGGACGUCGAAAACCCAGAAGCAGCUUCGUGGUUAUUAAGUUCCACCGAGAUCCCGUGCGGAUACCAAGAGAAGAAGAAGAAGAAGAAAAAAAAGAGAGGAAUAAAGAUGAAAGACAUUGCGCUCAGGACUGCUGAUGACGAUAACACCGAUGGGUGGGAGACUGGUAAGGCUAAAUCGUCCCCAGUAGGUGAAGAACAGCUAGCAAGCAUGAUGGAGCAGCUGAAAGAGUUUGUUCCGAACGUGGAGAAGCUGUCGGCAGCGGUCAUUGUCGAAAUGGCCAAAUACGACCUGAACAGGUUCCGGGAGUUUAAAAAAAAAGGCAUGGCUAUAAGGUUCGGGAGGUUUACUGCAGAAGAAAACGAUAGGUUGAGGAAAAAUGUGGAGGACUUCCUUUCGCUGGCCGGAAUCGACUGCCCCCAAAAGCUGUUUUAUACAUCACGCUACCCUGAAGAAAUAAGCACGAUCAAGCAGCUCAAAGUGCAGUAUAGAUUCUUGACACGAAUCUGUGAAGGAAUCCCAAGGGCGAAGAAUCUUAUUUACAAGCGAGGAAGAAAGAUGUUUGACGAAUUGAAUUAUAAAGGCAGGUACACAGAGGAAGAGGAGGCAUCCUUGAAGAGAUUCCACACUCUGUAUGGGAACAACUGGAUCAAGAUUGCAGAUUUGGUGGGCCGGAGCGAGCAAUCUGUAGCUCUGAAGUUCUUGACGUUUGACCGCAAGAAUAAAGGACGCUGGAGCUACAAGGAGAGAAGGAUCCUGUUGAAGGUGAUGGAAGACGAGCUGCGCAAGACUCUGGACCCAGCCGAGAUGACCAACCUGGAGCAGGAAGCGAGCCCUGAGCGGAAUGUCAGGCUCCUGACCAUCAUCAGGGAGAAGCUCUAUCAGAACAUCCACUGGGUGGACGUGGCGGCCAAAGUGAAAACCCGCAACUGGGUGCAGUGCAGACAACAGUGGAUGCAUUUGCUAACACACAGGAUGAGCCAAGGGGAGGCCAUGUCUAAGAGUAACAAAUGUGUCCAGGCAAAAAUCAACUUGAUAAAUAGGUUGCACUCAAUGAAUGUGGAGGAUCAGUAUGACAUAGACUGGGAGGACCUCACAGAUAUAUUUGGGGAUGUGCCCCCUUACUGUGUUCAGCGCAUGUUCACCAGGUUGAAGGUCAGCCAUGUCCCCAUGUGGAAGAGCAAGUCCUUCGGAGAUAUCAUUGACUUCCUGCAUGAAAAUACCGUGCCGGCUUUAAAAGAAAAGAUCAGUAAAUCAAGAGGGAACAACAAGGAAGGUGUUAGAGACUCGUACGAGUGCCACAAAACUUUCAAUUUCUCUGACAUUUUUUACGAGAGCGAUACAGACUUGGAGACUGAAGAAUCGGACCAGGACACAUAAGAAAAGGAGAAAAAGAAAAAGCCUUGGGGGAAGGUUUUUCCAAGUCGACAGUCCUGGGGCUGUCCUCCAAAGCCUAUAGUAACAGUAUAGUCCUACUGUGAGGGACUGCGACAGCUGUACAUAACUACCUAGUGUAAAAAAGUACACCCUCUUCAGUGACUGUCUAGGCAUCUGUUUUAUAAUGCAUAAUGUCAUGACCGAAGGGCAUAUGUUUUUUUGAGCAUUUUUGUUAAGAAAUAAUAUGUAUGAAAGCCCUGUUAAAAAUAAAUAAAGUGUGCCUUUUCUGUCCUUCAUUGGACAUGAGGGACAUGCUCGAUCUGUGA
Acipenser ruthenus (sterlet) is the source of this 2672-nucleotide messenger RNA. Its product is annotated as transcription termination factor 1-like. The record is from RefSeq and is a predicted model, not a curated record. The coding region runs from base 115 to 2349 and encodes 744 amino acids. The transcript has 11 exons. Lineage: Eukaryota; Metazoa; Chordata; Actinopteri; Acipenseriformes; Acipenseridae.